Molecule: messenger RNA, 417 nt
Organism: Balaenoptera acutorostrata (minke whale)
Lineage: Eukaryota; Metazoa; Chordata; Mammalia; Artiodactyla; Balaenopteridae
Gene: TSHB
Product: thyroid stimulating hormone subunit beta
Exons: 2
Coding region: 1-417 (138 amino acids)
Biological process (GO): G protein-coupled receptor signaling pathway
Cellular component (GO): cytoplasm; extracellular region
Molecular function (GO): hormone activity
Source: RefSeq, a predicted model, not a curated record
AUGACUGCUAUCUUCCUGAUGUCCAUGCUUUUUGGCCUUGCAUGUGGGCAAGCAAUGGCUUUUUGUAUUCCAACUGAGUAUAUGAUGCAUGUCGAAAGGAAAGAGUGUGCUUACUGCCUAACCAUCAACACCACCAUCUGUGCUGGAUAUUGUAUGACACGGGACUUCAAUGGCAAGCUGUUUCUUCCCAAAUAUGCUCUGUCCCAGGAUGUUUGUACAUAUAGAGACUUCAUGUACAAGACUGUAGAAAUACCAGGAUGCCCACGCCAUGUUACUCCUUAUUUCUCCUACCCUGUAGCUAUAAGCUGUAAGUGUGGCAAGUGUAAUACUGACUAUAGUGAUUGUAUACAUGAGGCCAUCAAAACAAACUACUGUACCAAACCUCAGAAGUCCUAUGUGGUGGGAUUUUCUAUCUAA